Gastrolobium bilobum is the source of this 1296-nucleotide messenger RNA. Its product is annotated as aspartate aminotransferase, mitochondrial-like. The record is from RefSeq and is a predicted model, not a curated record. Gene Ontology annotation, cellular component: mitochondrion. NCBI's taxonomy places the organism in Eukaryota, Viridiplantae, Streptophyta, Magnoliopsida, Fabales, Fabaceae. Gene Ontology annotation, molecular function: L-aspartate:2-oxoglutarate transaminase activity; pyridoxal phosphate binding. The coding region runs from base 1 to 1296 and encodes 431 amino acids. Gene Ontology annotation, biological process: biosynthetic process; amino acid metabolic process. The transcript is spliced from 10 exons.
AUGUGGAGAUGCAUCAAUGGAAGAAUUGCUAGAAGAUUUUUAUCCACUGCUUCUGCUAGUACACGUGGCUGGUGGGAUCAUGUGAGACCAGCACCAAAGGACCCCAUUGUUAGUGUAAAUGAGGCCUUUCUUGCUGACCCUUUUCCCCACAAGAUCAAUCUUGGAAUGGGUACUUACAGGGAUGAUGAUGGCAAACCCUUCAUUCCUCAGUGCGUUCGUGAUGCAGAAACAAAGAUUAAAGCGAGGUUUAAAUUCGAGGAGUCAAACUAUUCUGCAGCAAGUUCAAAAUUUGUUGAGGAGAGUGUAAAGUUGGCAUAUGGGAAGGAUUCAUAUGUAAUCAAAGAAGGAUUGUUUGCUGGAGUUCCAUCUCUGUCUGGAACUGGUGCAUGUAGGCUUUUUGCUGAAUUUCAAAGGCAUUUCUAUCCUCAUUCUCAAAUUUACCUACCAGAUCCUACAUGGUCAAAUCACCACAACAUAUGGAGACAAGCUGAAAUUCCGGUCAAAACCUUCCACUACUACCAUCCAGAUACAAGGGGUUUAGAUUUUCCUGCCCUCAUAAAUGAUGUCAAGAAUGCACCAGAUUGUUCUUUCUUCUUGCUUCAUCCAUGCGCCCAUAACCCAACUGGGGUUGACCCCACUGAGGAACAAUGGAGAGAAAUAUCAUACCAGUUCAAGGUGAAAAAUCAUUUUCCUUUCUUUGACAUGGCUUAUCAAGGUUUUUCAAGUGGGGAUCUUGACAAGGAUGCCAUAGCACUUCAAAUUUUCCUUGAAGAUGGGCAUUUGAUAGGUUGUGCUCAGUCAUUUGCAAAGAAUAUGGGAUUAUUAGAACAUAAAGUUGGUUGUCUUAGUGUUUUGUGCAGGAAUAUAAAGCAAGCAACUGCAAUGAAAAGCCAACUGCAGCAUAUUGCCCAUUCAAUGUAUAGUGGUCUUCCAUUUCGUGGUAUUUUACUAGUUAAUGUGAUAUUAAGUAACCCAGUUAUGGAAGCACUUUGGAGGAAAGAAGUGAAGGUCAUGGCUAAUCGAAUUCAAACAAUGAGAGCUACUCUGCGACAUUGUCUUGAGAACUUGGAUUCAUCUUUCAAUUGGGAGCAUAUAACUACUCAGGUUGGUAUGUUCUGCUUUUCAGGAUUAACCCCUGAUCAGGUUAAACACCUGGAGAAGCUGUUCCAUAUAUACUUGACUCCUGAUGGAAGAAUAAGCAUGGCUGGUGUGACGACAAGCAAUGUGAAUUAUGUGGCAAAUGCAAUACAUCAUGUGACCAGAAUCAAUGAAGAAGCCUUGUUCAUGGAACAAUAA